AUGACCGAUGAUUUACGACAAAUCAAUAAUAAUUUUCGGGCUUUUGAUGUUUUAGUAAAACAACAGGUCAAAUUAAGCAAAAACGGAUCACAAACCCAUUUUGCCGACCGAAUCAAAACCACCUUUAAAAGAUUAGCCAAAGAACUAGGUCAUUACAUGAAACAGGAAAUUAGAAGAUUACGAGAAGAAUUAAAGAAUGAUCCCACUUUUGCUAUUUUUAAUCAGGAGAAAAGCGAUGAAUUAGCCAACAUUGUUAAGAAUAUUUUUCAUGGCGAAGAACACAAAGAAGCCCAGAUUAAAAAUUUACAAGGAUGGCAAGCCAGUGAUCUAGAUUACAAUGUUCAAGCACCACCAGAAGAAAGUGAUUGUAUGGCGGUAGUUGGAGUCGAACCUGAUAAUUCUUUCCCACGAAAAUUAAUUUACUCUGAUGAAAUUACCCAAUAUUUUCAAGACAUUUUAAAAGACCUAGAGGACUUGGUAAAAAUUGACCAAGUUAACCCUGAUUUAGAUGAACGCAAUGAUAAAUAUGCUGAACAUUUUAAAAGACGUAAUAUGGUUAUGUAUGGAGCUCCUGGCACAGGAAAAACGGAGCUAAUUGUGCAGUUAGCACAAAUCGAAAGAAAGCCACCUUGUAUUAUUCAAAUUGAUGGCACCACUAUCAAAGCACCAGGUAAAGGUUCGCCAGUGGGUGAUAAAAUAGAUUCUCAUGAAAAGUUGAUAAAAAUCAUUGAAAAGGCCAAGGAGUUUUAUUAUGGCGACAAGUACAGCAAAAAGCCUUACAUUGUAUUUAUUGAAGAAGCCGAUCAAGGAUGUAAUGUUUUGGAUAAAGAAAAAGGUAAAUUAUUGGAGGAUUGGAAAAAUUUCUUAUCUACUCCCCGUGAUAGUGAAGAACUAAAAGGCGGAGCCCAAGAUAAGAACAGUUGUAUUAUUAUCGCUACCAACAAUUAUGAUAAUAUUGACCCCGCCUUAUUUCGUCGGGGGCGAUUAGCGAAAAAUGAAUUAGCAAAGAACAUGCCAACUAUAAUCGAGUCCUGA
Molecule: messenger RNA, 1035 nt
Organism: Diversispora eburnea
Lineage: Eukaryota; Fungi; Glomeromycota; Glomeromycetes; Diversisporales; Diversisporaceae
Source: the annotation of a GenBank genome assembly